Girardinichthys multiradiatus is the source of this 6098-nucleotide messenger RNA. RefSeq names its product leucine-rich repeat and fibronectin type-III domain-containing protein 4. Gene Ontology annotation, molecular function: protein binding. The record is from RefSeq and is a predicted model, not a curated record. Lineage: Eukaryota; Metazoa; Chordata; Actinopteri; Cyprinodontiformes; Goodeidae. The transcript has 8 exons. The coding region runs from base 1228 to 4341 and encodes 1037 amino acids.
GACUAAUAAAUGCUUUCUUCUGCUCCGACCUGGAAAUAACACUUCUCGACCUGAUGAGGAUGAAGUCGAUCAACAAUACGAAGGAAAAACCAAGAGGACAGAGACGCCGACGAAUCUAAAAAGACAAAGAAUAGGAUGAAGUUUUAGAAAAAAAAAAAACCUGAAGCGAGAGAGCGGAGAUUUGUGCUUCGCCUCUCUCCCUGCGUCCCUGUUAUUCCCUCUCUCCGGUCUUCGUCCCCUCCUUCAUUCAGUACCUGUUCUGUGGGAUUAACAUGACUUAAAAUUCAAUCAGCCCACAGCCUGACGGAAGAGCUUCAGUGCGGGCAGACAGAGCGCUGCUGCAGCUGUCGAGACCAACUGAGGGGAGAAAGCAGUGAGGAAGAGGACGAGGGGGGUUGGGAUAGACAGAGAGAGAGAGAGAUAGAGAGAGAGAGGAAUAAAAAAGAAGAGGUUGGAGAGAGAAAGACAGAGAGAGAGAGAGAUGGGUGUUUUUCUGCGGAGCUGAGAUAGAGCGAGAGGCGCUGAGACGGAGAGAUGUGACUGCUCCAGGAGUCGCAGUGGAAUGAUCCGGAAAACAAGAUUUCUAACAAUACGUCCACCUUGACAAUCCUGCUUCUCUGAAUUUCCAUCCAAGGUCAUAAGGAACGACUAAUUCAGUGCUGGAGAGCAAAUGUGCAGCACACUGAGCAGGCAGCAAAUCAGUUGUGGAAGUAGAGGGGAUGACAGAAAAGCAGAAGAAGAAUGAACAGGAGCAAAAACCAGGAGAGAAGGAGCAAAGUUAAGUACGGCCGUGAGGAAAUUGUACUUAGACGCCACAAAUUGGAUUUUUAGCGAAGUGGAUUCUUGGAUCUCUCUGCAAAUUUCAGAAUACGACGGUGAAAUUGAGCGAGUAAAUCAGGAUUUUCCAGGUUUUUCUUCAUCUAUGAAAGCCUAAGCGGAUAUCGUGGAAUUGAGAUUUCUUCAAUUCUCUGGUUGCCUGACGUUGACCUACAUCAGCCUUUCCUUUUUCUGAUGUGCGGAGGAGAGAGUGGGACAGGUUUCAUCAGUACAAACAACCCACCCAGCUCUGGGCUGGACUCGUAUCAGCACAAACACCUGAGGCGAGAUCUGAGACCGACACACAUCCCAUGAACACACACAAACCUAAACCUGGAUAACAUGUGGAGCUGAUUUGGAUUAUAGAGGCACACAGACGGAAAAGGUCUGUGGAAAGCCAGGCGAUCUACCAUGCUUGUCCCCCCACCCCUCCAUCCCUGCAGACAAAGACACCUGCCCCGCACACACCUCCACCCUAAACAGAGAGCAGAGGGAUCGAACCUUCCUUCUCUAUUCCCUUUAUCCAUCAUCUCUCUUUCAUUUCUACCCCCUAUCUUCAUCUCAUCAUUGUCCUCCUCAUCCCACCUCCUCCACUGUGCCUGCCCAAGGACUUCUACCAAGAGAACCCUUCCGGACUCAGUCACUUUCCCGUUUUUUCACUGGCUGACGCUGGUUACAUGCUGCCUGCUGCCCUCUCUGAUUGGAGCAGGGGAGACGUGGGGUGUAGUUUCAGCCUGCCCGUUUCACUGUGUGUGUCGAAACUUAUCGGAGUCGCUCAGCACGCUCUGCGCCGAUAAGGGCCUGCUCUUCGUACCGCCGCAUGUCGACCGCCGAACUGUGGAGUUGCGACUUGCUGACAACUUUAUAACAGAGGUGGGUGGGAAUGACUUCGUCAACAUGACCGGACUGGUUGAUCUUACUCUGUCAAGGAACACCAUCCACCUAAUUCGACCUAUGGCCUUUGCUGACCUGGAGAGUUUGCGCUCAUUGCACCUGGAUGGUAACCGCUUGACAACACUUGGACCCAAGGACCUUGCAGGUUUGACAAACCUGCAACACUUGAUAGUCAACAACAACCAGCUAGUAAAAGUCUCCGUCGAGGCUUUUGAUGACUUCUUGCUCACUCUAGAGGACCUUGACAUGUCCUACAAUAAUCUUAGGAGGGUACCAUGGGAGUCUAUUCAGAACAUGGCCAGUCUCCACACUCUGAACCUGGACCAUAACCUAAUAGACCAUAUAGCGGAAGGAGUCUUUGGAGAGCUUUAUAAGCUGGCACGGCUGGAUAUGACCUCCAACCGGCUCAGAACUCUGCCACCUGAUCCGCUCUUUGCAAGAUCACAGACGGGAGCGAUUAGUCCAACACCCUACAAUGCUGUCAUAAGCCUGAACUUUGGUGGGAACCCACUCCACUGCAACUGUGAGCUGCUGUGGUUAAGGAGGCUCAUCAGAGGAGACGACAUGGAGACAUGUGCCACUCCUGCACACCUGGCUGGAAGGUAUUUCUGGUCAAUCCCUGAGGAGGAGUUUACUUGUGAACCACCUCUCAUCACCCGUCACACCCACAAGUUGUGGGUGCUGGAGGGACAGCGUGCCCAACUAAAGUGCCGUGCCAUUGGAGACCCUGAGCCAAUAGUCCACUGGGUUUCUCCAGACGAUCGUAUUGUUGCUAACUCGUCCCGGACCGGCUCCUUCAGCAACGGGACCCUGGAUAUCCUGGUGACGGUCGCCCGGGAUGAUGGGGCAUACACAUGUAUUGCGAUAAAUGCGGCAGGUGAAGCGACCGCUACAGUGGAUUUGAAAAUAAUCCCCCUUCCUCACAGAGGCGGAGUCGGCGGAAACACCGGGGUUAAUGCCGUCAACGGCAAAAACAACAGGAAUGUGACCAAUGGGAUUUUACGGACGGAUCCAGGUUCAUCAGAUAUCAGCACGGGGAAAAAUGGAGGGAUUAACAAUGGCGCAGGACGGGGAGCAGAGGCCGAGGAUGGGAGUAUAGGUGAUGUGGAGGCCAACGAAGGGGAAAGCGGAAAGUCAUCCGAGGGAGAAAGGGCUGAUGGAGGAAGCAUGGAGAAUGACGAGGGAACUGAGGAGGAGGGCAAGAUGGUUGGAGUACAGGGAGUGACCUCCACUUCGGCUCAGGUGCGAUGGGAUUUGGGACGUCUGUCAGAAGCUUACAUUGUGUGGAUGUAUCAGAUACAAUACAACUGCACUGCCGACGAGACCCUCAUCUACAGAAUCCUCCCAUCAACUAGUGACCGUUUCCUGCUGAAGAACCUGGUUUCUGGGGUGGACUACAACCUGUGCGUGCUGGCCAUUUUCGAUGACACCAUCACCUCAUUGGCUGCAACAAAAGUACUCGGGUGCACCUCCUUCUCCACCAAGGAUGUUUACCCGGCUUGCCGGUCCCUCCAAGCCCACUUCCUGGGUGGAACACUCACCAUACUGGUCGGAGGUGUUGUUGUGGUCACCCUACUGGUGUUUACAGUGGCGCUCAUGGUCCGGCAUCGGGUUUGCAACCACAGCGACCACAUGUUCUGUCAUAAUGGCAACACCGAGGCUGGAGGUGGGGCCUGUUGCCAGGGUGGAGGGGUUGGAUGUGGAGAUAAAGGGGGAAACGGCGGUGGAUGCUAUCAAUCCAAUGGCUCUGGAGAUGUGAUGAUGGUGGUCCUUCCUAAUGGUCUACCAUCAAAGAGAGGAGGGGAGGCAGAGAAAGAUAAGGAGAGAGAGAAAGAUGGAGCCAAUUCUGCUUCCCCUCUGCCUCCAAAAGUUCCCCCAAAGCCCCGACAGAAGCCGAGAGUCAGCCUGGAGCAGUUUCUGUCAGCUGGAGGGGUAGUUUCCACCACUACAGGAAGUGAGAUGGCGUUGGUGGUAAGGCAAAGGAAGGCAAUGCCGCAAAACCUAGAAAGUGACAGAACACCCCUCUACUACUCCCCCUCUCCUUCAUCCACACUGCCCCGGAAGUCUCGUUCCAGGGACCGCCCAAAUCCGCGUCUGGAGCGAGAACUGACAAACCGAGCCAGUUUCUCUCUGGCUGCCCCCCUGAGAGACUCGGAGCUGUUGGACUGGAGAAUCACAGCCAGAGGCAGGGACAAAUGGAACUCCUCUCAGGCUUAUCAGAGCCCCGUGUCCCCUCUGAGCCCCGCCGGCGGGACUGUUGGCAAGCGGCGACACUCACUUGACAUGGGCUCCUCUGUUGCCUUAGCAACCGAUGCGGCAGCAACUGUUGCCAAGCGCUAUGGCGCUGUGAGCUGCGCCAAGCGGCUGAGCGUGAUCUGGACCAGACGGAGUCAGUCCCUGCAUGGGAUGCUGGUACAGUGCGCAUCGACGACGAGCACUGCCUCGUUGACGACCAGCGACAAGGGCGAGAGCGGAGGGGGCUUCGGUGGUCCCGAUUUCAAACGGGGAUACAUCCACGCCUACAACACCACCAACUCAAACUCAAACACUGGAACAGCUGGUGGGAAAGCAAAAGAGAGGAGCAAAGAGAAGGAGAAGGGUGGUGAAGAACUGGAAGAAAGUGUGGUAUAGUCUGGAUAAAGCAGAACAGUAAAAAGUCAAAGGCGGAUAAAGGCUUUUAAAUACAACAGUGAUUCGGGGAGGUGAUUAGAGGUAAAAUUAGGGGAGCGGAAAAUAGGGGAUGAAAGCAGGGAUCAGAAUGAGGGAGAGGAAUCAGACUGAGUCACAGCCAAUUUAUUUGCCCAGCAAGAAGUCCAGGAAAUUGCACAGAAGAUGGGAAGGAAAAAAUUUAAUUAAAUACUUAGGGAAAGAUGAAAAGAGUUAUAAUCAAAAAUCUAUAGGAAAAGGGGACAAACAUGGAGUCACAAAGAAAUCAAAUCAUAAAAAGCAUCAGAAAGGUUUUAUGAGUCUAAUAAGUGUGAGAUCAGCUUAAAAUCACAAAGUUAGCUUCACCAUCACAUCAGUUCUUUAAAGUUCAUCCACUCACCAACUCAACAAGCACCAUGAAGUGGAUUUAAACUGGAUCAAAAUGAUGCCACUGCUGGUAAUACUGGAGAAACCCCUUUUUGGGCUCCAAAACAUCUGGAGCCUACUGAGCUAUUUUGGCUUCUGCUUCUUACACAGGCCAAAUUUCUGAGACGCCUUUUCCCAAAAGAGAAGAAAAAGAAAGCAAUGAAUGUGAAUGAUGUGCCCCUGUGUCCAGGUGAAGAUUUCUGGCCGGCGGUGCCUGCAGAUUACAGGAGUAUAAAUACAGAGCCUGGUGCAAUGGACAUGACCAGUCAAUAUGGGGCUGGAAAAAAACCGGAGAUGAUGGGAGCACAGAUGUUAAAAGAAAAAUAUUGGGAUCACAAUCAAGUCUAUAUGGAUUACAAAAUGGAGGAGAUGGGGGCAUGAUGGAACAUGUGAGUGUCCAUUUGUGAAAGAUCCUACUGCAUGUUGGAUAAUGGAAAAAAAGGAUGUUAAUGGUUGCAUAACUGUGGAUGCAGUGAUGAAACAGAGACUGGAUGUGUAUUUUCAGACAGGGUCAAUCCAGUAACACGCCAUCAGUUUAUAAAAAAAAAUGUUUAGUGCUUUCUGGGCAUGCGUUAGAAAGCAGUAAUUUGCACAAUUAUGAUAAAAGGUGGUCUAUCCAAACCUAAGUGCAACGUUUAAAAGUGCAAACAGAUAACUUCACCACCGUAGCAGCGUCAGAGAGCACAAACUGGUGAAGAAAAAUCACACAUUUCAAACUAAUUUUGUGAGACUUUUAGACUUAUUUGUGUCACAUGGGUUUAAAAGGUUAAAACCAUACUGAUGAAUGUCAGCUAAGAGACAGAAAAUAAAUUACAGAAUCACUAAUCUCAUUCAAAGACUCGCUCCAGAGACUUUUAAUUGCUUUUAAAAAUAAAAAAUGAAGAGAAAACUUGAAAAUACAAAUAUAUAUAUAUAUAUAUAUAUGGUAUAUAUAUAUAAAAUGUUACUUGUUGCACCAUGUGUUUCUGUUUUUCUGAGGAAUGAUGUUAGGAGCAGAAUUUGAAGAGUGUGAUUUCUUUUUGUUCCUUUUAAAAACGAUGAUACAUGAAUAGAACAAAACACGUCAAUACUUGACAAAUAGUGAAGCUCAAAAGGACAAUAAAUAAGCACACAGAACAAAGAGAAACUGGUAAACAUGUGCAUCCCAGUACACAGACUCAAACUGAUGCCUAUAGAAACAGAGCCAAUUAGAUUUAUAAUGUUGAAUUUUACUCAACAAUGUUUUUUUUUUUUUUCCUGUUUUAUCAUUUCAUUUUGCCAAAGUCAAUAUUGUUCUCUGGACUUGAUAUAAAUAAAACUUACAUGUAUGGAAAAGA